Messenger RNA from Drosophila grimshawi, 2239 nucleotides. RefSeq names its product sideroflexin-2 (gene Sfxn2). Gene Ontology annotation, molecular function: monoatomic ion transmembrane transporter activity. Lineage: Eukaryota; Metazoa; Arthropoda; Insecta; Diptera; Drosophilidae. The record is from RefSeq and is a predicted model, not a curated record. Gene Ontology annotation, cellular component: mitochondrial inner membrane. Bases 459 to 1442 code for a protein of 327 amino acids. The transcript is spliced from 4 exons. Gene Ontology annotation, biological process: serine import into mitochondrion; monoatomic ion transport.
GUGCUUUAUAUAGAUACUAUAUAGCAAAAAACCGGUUCAGUUGUAUGAUGCUAAACAACAGAUGUGCAAUCUAGCUGGCAACUGGUUGAGCGACCACAACAAAAAAAGCAGCAACAACAACGAGUAAAAUCAAAAAUUACACUUGUAUGUGCAAGAUUUUCACUUAUUGGAAGUGGGCCAAGAAUUGCAGCAUUGAACCACAUUAAACAGCAGAAAUUUGCAACAGCCAGCUGAGACCUGAGAACUGACAACUGUCGUCACAGCAAGUAAUCGGCCCUAAGUAAACACAACCCAAGUGAUUUGUUUGUCGUAAUCGCAAUCAAACAACGAGAAUCGAGGGAUUUGUGAGAAUUGCUGUGUGUGCUGUGUGGUGUGCAAAGCGCAUACAUUAUUUUGAGCUGCGACGCUUACAUAACAAUAUAUAAUACCAGGCUGCUGCUUUAAACCCUUAGGACAAAAUGUCGCAAAAAUCAGCGCUUAUCGAUGUGGAUCAGCCGCUGUUCGAUCUGAAAACGUUUACGGGUCGCUUUCAGUACUAUGCCUGGAUGACGGAUCCCCGCACGGUGCUCCUCCCCAGCGACCGUCUGCUGAAGGCCAAGCAAAUGGUGGACAAAUACCGUGCCGGCGAUCAGACAGCUCAGCUGAAAUCCCAAGAUGUUCACUACAACAUGAAGCUGUACAGCUCCGCCUUUCAUCCGGAUACGGGCGAGCUGCAGAACUUUGCCGGUCGCAUGAGUUUUCAGGUGCCUGGUGGCAUGCUGAUUACGGGCGGCAUGUUGGCCUUCUAUCGCACGGUGCCCGCUGUUCUGCUCUGGCAGUUUCUCAAUCAAUCCUUCAAUGCCGUUGUCAACUAUACAAAUCGUAAUGCCAAUUCUCCGACAAGUGUCACACAGUUGGGCGUGGCAUUUGCAUCGGCCACAACGGCAGCAUUAAUCGCAGCAAUUGGCUGCAAGAAUUAUUGGGCGAAGAAGGCAACACCACUGCUGCAACGCUAUGUGCCCUUUGCGGCUGUGGCAGCAGCUAAUUGUGUCAACAUUCCGUUGAUGCGCCAGAACGAGAUACUCAACGGCAUCGAGGUGAAGAACGCCGAUGGCGAAGUGGUCGGCCAGAGUCGCCUGGCUGCUGUCAAAGGCAUCAGCGAGGUGAUCAUCUCCAGAAUCACGAUGGCUGCACCCGGCAUGCUGGUGCUGCCAGUGAUUAUGCAGAGGCUGGAGAAGCUGCCCGCCUAUGCACGCAUCAAAUGGAUCAAUGCGCCAUUCCAAACACUGAUGGUGGGCUGCUUCCUGUGCUUCAUGGUGCCCACGGCAUGUGCGAUUUUCCCGCAACAAUGCGAGCUGAGCACCGCCACAAUGCGAACAUUCGAGCCGGAACUCUACGAGGACAUGGUCAAGCGCACUGGCGGCACUGUGCCCAAGCGUGUCUACUUCAACAAGGGUCUGUAAGGAACCGUGUGCAUCGUCUUGACCUGACGCUUAGACAAUAAUGUGUUUGAUGUUUGUUGUUUGUCAUCGCUUAGGCAUUUAUAGAAGCGUGCUCAACGUUUUGUUUCUUGUUCCUUAUCGCAGCUACUAGUAGUCCUUUUAUAUAGUAAGUCGAAAAGUAUCAAGUUUAUUAUAUGUGUGUUCCAAGUGUAGUUUGUAUUUCAGUUAUAAAUAUUGGAUUUGUAUGCAAAUUGAAAUUUACGGACCUGUGCCCAAAGCUAAAGAAAAUACUAGAUGAGAAAGUGUGGAGAUGAGAUUUAUUAAACAAACAUUCAAAACCAAUUAGAAGUUGUAAUUACUUCAAACUCAAAGAAACAAAUCUAGUCUAUGCGAUUUUUAGAUAAAACAAGCUGAAACUAAUAUAAAUCUAAAUUCCUUUCGACUUUUAACAUUCAACUAUGCCGAACAAGAAAAAAACAAUUAUUCUUUAGGUAAAACAAGCUAAAAUUAAUGGAAUUUCGUCUUAGUUUUUAAAUAUUCUUUAAAUAUGAAAUGACCUGUUAUGAAUUUAUACAUAUUUAAGGGUCGCUGAUUUGGCAACAAAUUUAUAUUUUCGGUAUGUAUUAAGUAUAUUUUCCUUGUGGCAGCUUAUCAUUUGGGUACAGGUGCUCCAUAGCAGUAAAGGGAUAAUUUGGUUUUUCAUUUUAAUGGCAUUUUACACUAAUUUCCAGUCUGAAAGUAAUUUGUGACAUGCGUGUUUAUACUAAGUCAUUAGGGCAAUGCUUAAAAUAAAUACAACUAAACAAAAGGAAUAAAAA